This is a messenger RNA of Pestalotiopsis fici W106-1, 2289 nucleotides long. RefSeq names its product Anthranilate synthase component 2. Gene Ontology annotation, biological process: L-tryptophan biosynthetic process. The transcript is spliced from 2 exons. Lineage: Eukaryota; Fungi; Ascomycota; Sordariomycetes; Amphisphaeriales; Sporocadaceae. Gene Ontology annotation, cellular component: cytosol. Gene Ontology annotation, molecular function: anthranilate synthase activity; indole-3-glycerol-phosphate synthase activity; phosphoribosylanthranilate isomerase activity. Bases 1 to 2289 code for a protein of 762 amino acids. The record is from RefSeq and is a predicted model, not a curated record.
AUGGCGGCUCCGGACCUCGUUGACCACUCACCCCACCAACCCGAUCCAUCACCACGGGUCGCUUCUGCAUCCAACUUGAUCCUCAUCGACAAUUACGACUCCUUUACCUGGAACGUCUACCAGUAUCUUGUUGUUGAGGGCGCUACAUGCACCGUCUUCAGAAAUGACCAGAUUACCUUGGACGAGCUCAUUGCCAAGAAUCCCACCCAAUUAGUCAUAAGCCCUGGUCCAGGUCACCCAGAGACGGACUCUGGUAUUAGUCGCGAUGCCAUCAGACAUUUCGCCGGCAAGAUUCCCAUUUUUGGUGUUUGCAUGGGACAGCAAUGCAUUUUUGACGUCUAUGGCGGCUCCGUCGAGUUUGCUGGCGAGAUCCUGCACGGCAAAACUUCGCCAUUGACGCACGAUACCAAGGGCGUCUACGCUGGCAUGACCCAAGGACUGCCUGUGACGAGAUAUCAUUCUUUAGCCGGUACACACGUCACUCUUCCCGAGUGUCUUGAGGUCACCUCCUGGAUCCCCAAGGACGACGGUUCAAAGGGAGUCAUCAUGGGUGUCAGGCACAAGGAGUACACCAUUGAGGCCGUUCAGUUCCACCCCGAGAGUAUUCUCUCCGCCGAUGGCCGAACCAUGUUCAAGAAUUUCUUGCACAUGGAGGGGGGUACUUGGGCAGAGAAUGAUCGCCGCAAGCAGCAUGCGCAGACCAAUGGCCACCCUGCCCCAAGCGCACCCAAGAAGAGCAGCAACAUACUUCAAAAGAUUUAUGCCAAGCGAAAGGAGGCUGUCACUGCUCAAAAGUUGAUUCCUUCGCAAAGACCAGAGGAUUUGCAGGCUGCGUAUGAUCUCAAUGCCGCGCCCCCGCAGAUUCCCUUUGUGGAGCGUCUCCGUCAGACACCUUUCGACGUAUCUCUCAUGGCCGAAAUCAAGCGAGGAUCGCCGUCGAAAGGCAUUUUCGCUCUUGAUAUCAAUGCCCCCACACAAGCAAAGAAGUAUGCCCUUGCAGGUGCGAGUGUCAUCUCUGUCUUGACUGAACCUGAAUGGUUCAAGGGCAGCAUUGAAGAUCUCCGUGCCGUAAGACAAGUACUCAAUGCCAUGCCAAACCGCCCAGCCAUCCUGCGGAAAGAAUUCAUCUUCGAGGAGUACCAGAUCUUGGAGGCCCGCCUAGCUGGUGCCGAUACCGUCUUACUCAUUGUCAAGAUGUUGGACGUUGAGCUGCUUACCAGACUAUACAAGUACUCUCAAUCACUUGGUAUGGAGCCACUGGUGGAGGUGCAGAAUGCCGAAGAGAUGAAGAUCGCGGUUGAGCUUGGCUCCAAAGCCAUUGGAGUCAACAAUCGUAAUCUGGAGUCUUUUGAAGUCGACCUGGGUACGACUAGCAGACUACGCAAGCUCGUACCAAAGGAGACUAUCAUUUGUGCCCUCAGUGGCAUCAACACUCAUGAAGAUGUGAUUGCCAACCACAGGGACGGUGUCAAUGCAGUACUCGUUGGCGAGGCCAUCAUGCGCGCACAUGAUGCGUCAGAAUUCAUUCAGCAGCUCUGCGCUGGCAAAAUUGAGCCAAAAUCGGCCGCAUCCGAGCCUCUUCUCGUCAAGGUCUGUGGAACCCGAACGCCCGAGGCUGCCCUUGCAGCUGCUGAAGCAGGAGCAGAUUUGAUUGGCAUGAUUCUCGUGCCCGGACGAAAGCGGACUGUUAGCAACGAUGCCGCCAAAGCGAUUUCUGAGGCUGUUCACGGUUUCUCACGCCCAGCUUCGUCCAAGGGACAGACAAGUCCGACAAACAUUGCGAUCGAUUUCUUCGCUGCGGCCGCUCAGAAGGUCACGGCUCCUGGUUGCACACGGCCGCUGCUUGCAGGAGUUUUUAUGAAUCAGCCCUUGGAAGAAGUGCUCGAGCUUCAAAAGAGGUAUAAUAUUGAUAUUGUGCAACUCCAUGGGAAUGAGCCUAUUGAAUGGGCCAAUCAAAUACCCGUACCUGUUGUCCGCAAGUUCUUGCCAGGUGAACCCGGAUUAGGAGCUCGAGGUUUCCAUGCAGUACCACUCCUGGACUCAGGCUCUGGUUCGGGUAAACUUCUGGAUUCGGUUGAUAUCAAGGCACAACUGGCAAAAGAUUCCGAGCUUCGCGUCAUUUUGGCUGGCGGCUUGGACCCCACGAACGUCGCCGAAACGAUUGCCAGUCUAGGUGUAGAAGCUUCGCAUGUCAUUGGCGUUGAUGUGAGCAGUGGUGUAGAGGUUGACGGGGUUCAGAAUCUCGAUCGGAUACGUCAGUUUGUGAAAGCCGCAAAAGAGAUUCGGUGA